AAUGCGAGAUUCCCCAUGCGUUGCGAGUCCCUGGUUACGAUGUUGCUGCUGUUGAACAUCCUGCUGACGAGUACCGCGAAUCCGGCCCAGCGGAACGAUCCGCGCUUCAAGCCCGCCUCCAUUCCCUGUAAGACGAACAUAAAAGCCAGCCAGGUGGCCUGCAAGGCGGCCAAGGAUGCGAAGGACGCCAAGGAUGCCCAGCCGGGUGCCGCGGAGGUGGCAGGUCAGAGGGCUCGAGCCAUGCUGGCGGACAGAGCGUUGCAGGCGGCUAAGGCUGCGGAGGCGGCACUUAAUGGAAAAAAGCAACUUCUGGAUGAACUCACCAAAAGUCUGGCCGAAACGAAGGGGGUAAUCGAGGAAAUCCAACGUGCAAUUGCUGCCAGCUCGUGCUCGUCAAAUACGACAAAGGGGAUCCGCAACCAGCUGCGCAAAUCCUUGGCCUUUAUGCAAAGUCUGUUACAGGAAAUGAGCGGAAAUCUCGAUAACAUCCGGCGGGUGGCCCUCAGUGCUCAGAAAGAGGCGGCGGAAAAGCGCAGCCUUCUCGAAGCGGCUAAGAGGCGGGUAGAAGAGCUCCAUAACUGCAUGUCCCAGGCUCAAAUAGAUCUGGAGCGAAAUCGGGAGAGCGCUAAGAAGGCCAGCGAAGCCGCCAGAGAGGCACAACAACGGAUCGAAACUGUCCAGAAACUAGUCACCAGGAUUAAGAUGCUGAAGCGAAAGGAUCUUCAGUCACUGGAGAGCUUCCUGCGCAGAAGAAGGAGAAGCAACACGGCAAAAAGUAGUUGAUUUGGUUAUUUUGUUAUGGCAAUA
Drosophila erecta is the source of this 807-nucleotide messenger RNA. Its product is annotated as plectin. The transcript has a single exon. The record is from RefSeq and is a predicted model, not a curated record. Lineage: Eukaryota; Metazoa; Arthropoda; Insecta; Diptera; Drosophilidae. The annotation marks the transcript as partial.